Mesorhabditis spiculigera is the source of this 390-nucleotide messenger RNA. The record is from the annotation of a GenBank genome assembly. Lineage: Eukaryota; Metazoa; Nematoda; Chromadorea; Rhabditida; Rhabditidae.
AUGGCAGACCACGGGCGAAGCGCGAUCAUUUCUGCUGGAUUGGCUGCAGCCGCUAUUGUCGGUGGCCAGCUAGCCAAAUCUUUCAUCGUCGCAUCUCGAGUCGGUGCAUUGUGUGGUGGCGCUCUUGGUGCAGUCGUCUUCAUUUUCGGCCUGACUGCCGUCAGCAAUUAUCAGAUGGCGAUAAAUGGCCCCAGUUCGCAGGUCGGGCUCACCGAGAUAUCCGUGUGUUUGAUCGCUGCUGUCCUCCAAGCGGCGUUGAUCCACCGCGUCGCGGCCACCAUCACCGUGCUCAUCUCGGUGCCGCUGCUCAUCUUCGCUUCUGAGGCUGGAUACGAGAGAUACUUAAAGAUGACUGCCACCACCGCGCAGGCCGCCAACAAGAAACGCAAA